Molecule: messenger RNA, 12407 nt
Organism: Apis cerana (Asiatic honeybee)
Lineage: Eukaryota; Metazoa; Arthropoda; Insecta; Hymenoptera; Apidae
Gene: Nmdar2
Product: glutamate ionotropic receptor NMDA type subunit 2
Biological process (GO): monoatomic ion transport
Cellular component (GO): membrane
Molecular function (GO): ligand-gated monoatomic ion channel activity; signaling receptor activity
Source: RefSeq, a predicted model, not a curated record
CCGUUGGGAAUCGCGAGUCUCCGACCAGCGUGUCCAUGCGGCAGACUGGCGACGGUGGUAGUAGCGAUAGUACGCGAAACCGCCACCAGGGCGACAGUUGGCGCGCUUGGGCGCGGUAACCAUGGGAACGGGGCGCAUGCGCACUCGAGCAAUUCGGGACAUCGGUUGUUGGAGCACAUUACGGGGGUGGUUUUUCGCGUUGGCACACCCGGACGGUUAGCUGGGCGGUGUCUGCACACAGCCUUCACUUUCCUUCUAAAAAUCGAAGGCUACGGAGCUCGGUCGUGGUCCCCGUUUUUCUCUCCCUUCUGUCUGUCUCUCUUCCCCCGUCCGCUGUCCGCUCCGCGACCGUUUCUCCUUCACGAUCGCACGCACACGCUUCGUCGUCCUUUCCCCGUCGCAUCCUCUCACGACUCUCUCCCUCGCCUGUCCACCCACUCCCCUCUCCCUCCUCCUCCACUUUUCCUCGAAAACACGCGCAUAAAAGACACGCAAGUCGGCGUCGCGUAGCCCCGUGUGCGAGUUUCGGUUGAGGCGACACGUGUGCCAACGAGCAGACCAAGGUUGGAGCGUAGCAAGCGGCAGUGGUGCAGCAAGGCAGCAGCGGCACGUGCAGCUUUUCGCGCGGCAACACGGGAGGGGAAAAAAAGUGAAAGUGUCGCCGCGCACAGCACGGAUGCAGCAACGGAUCCGCGUAUCCAGAGCUCGGCGCUCGAUGCGCUCGUCGCCUCUUCCUCCUCCUCUCGCAUCUCCGAUCGAUCCGACGUGGCGAUGAUUGGCCUCGGUCGCGGCACGAUCGACACGGUCGCGCGAUCGUAGGAGGAAGCGGUUUCGGUUCCGCUGCGCCAGUAAAGUUUCCCGGUCACGUGAUCGUGGCGAGGGGUUGCGGAAGAAGGGGAGGAGAGCGUGGCGUAGCGAGGGGUGCUGCCUCGUGGGGCUCUACCACCCCUGCCCCUAUCGGUCGUCCGCCCGCCCUGUGGAGGAGACAGUCGGUGCGUGGUGAUCGACGUGGGUGGAAUCGAAAUUUUGCUUGUGCGGUCGGCCGCCGCCGCGUGUUUGCCUCGGCUUCGACACGGCUUGCGUACGUAUCGAGACUUGGAGGCCAAGUGGAUCGUGCUUACUCGUGGUUACUGCGGCGAAAGGGAAGGGAACGCUCGUCCCUUAAGGAGAGUCUACUUUCCAAGAUCGAGCAGGAGAAGGAAGAGGAGGAGGAGGAGGAGGAGGAGGAGGAGGAUCGAUGGUGGAUCGAGAGAAACGAUGAUCGCGGGCAGGAUAUGCUCGGGGAGUAACAAGGAAGGACGCCCCGUUUCGACGAGAUUUUCCAUCCGGAUGGACACGUUCGGCUGUUUGGACGGGCGCGCACGGUGCCGUUAAUCGAUCCGGCAGCGAUUGUUCGCGAGUAUGAGGGCCGAGAGCGAGGAGGCUGGUGGCCAGUGUUUACGAAGAUUGGAGCGACGAUCGGGGCGGCGUGGAGGACGUUUCGAUCGUGCGAUGGUGGCCUGAUUUCCUGAUUUCACGCGCGAAUCGACACACGCUGCGGGGACGCACAUUCUUCGAAAUACGGAGUGUCAUCCCGCGAAGUACCACUGCCAGAAGAGGAGAGAGAGAGAUCUAUUUAUCAUUACGUGUGGGGUAUGUCGCGUUGAAUUUGACGGACGACCGAGGAAGAAGGUAUUUUUCCACAGAGAUCUCUCUGCACGAGUUUCUAGCCGACGAUCGUACGUCACAGCCAGUCUUCCCAAGAACAAACGAAUUCUCGUUCGUACGAAGGCAAGAAGCAAUCGCAAUAUCCCUCUCGACGAUUAGUCGCCCUCGCAAGUUCCUCUCGAAUAAUCUCGUGGAAAGAGAACGAAAAUAAUAAACACACGCUCGUCUUCCUCCAUCGAAAUUAUUACAUAUAUUCUCGUCGCUUAUAUAGAUAGUGAUAAUCCGUGAUUCUCGCGUACAUUCGAUAUUUUGUACAAGAACAGCUGGUAUAAGAAAAAAGAAAGACACCGGCGAACUUCUCGAAGGGAAAAAAGGAGAAGAAAAGACCGAUCCUCGAAGGAUGGCGCGCAAAACGCAACGACAAUUCGAGUGCUCGAUUCCGUUCAAUGGUCGCGCGCGAUACAAACCUCGAACGACUUAAACGAAUAUAUAUAUAUAUAUCUCGCGGUGUCGGAUAUAACGAAUUUUCCAAUUCCUCUUUGAACGAUGGCCAGAGCGCGGAAAAAAUAUGGCGCUGCCCGCUCUUAUCCUCUUCUCGUCGAAAUAAACUCGAAACAAAAGAAAGACUAAGAAGAAGUGACCUCCCAUCCUUAGCCUCGUAUGGAGAAGAGAACGGGGGGGUUGAAGGUGAAGUGAAGCAAGGAUCGAGAAGGAAUGGACGUUUCUCGAUCCUGGUGAGCGAAGGAAAGAGUGGGGCAGAGGGGAGAGGGAAGGAAGAGGAGGAAAGAUGCGGGUCGAGGUCCUCGUGAUCCUCGGCGCGGUCGUCGCCUCGGCCGAUUGCGGGUGGGGAUCGACGAGCUCGGAGUCGAAGCUCGCGUCGAGAAGACGGAACGGCACGUCCCCCGAGAUGACGAUCGGCCUGAUCGUCCCCCACACGAACUUCGGCAGGCGGGAGUACACCAAAGCUGUGAAUCGCACGGUGGGCGCGCUGCGCAAGAGCUACUACGGGAGGAGCAAGGUGCAGAGCAAGCUGUACAGCUUCUUGGAUAAGUAUAACUUCACCCAGCACUCGGUCCAGCUCAGCAUGAUGAGGCUCACCCCCAGCCCAACAGAGAUCUUGAAAUCGCUGUGCAACGACUUCCUCCCGAAAAACGUGUCGGCCAUCUUGUACCUGAUGAACUACGAGAAGUACGGGCGCAGCACGGCCAGCGCCCAGUACUUUCUGCAGCUGGCCGGCUACUUGGGGAUUCCUGUGAUCGCGUGGAACGCGGAUAACUCGGGAUUGGAGAGAAGGGCGUCGCAGAGUAAUCUGCAGUUACAGCUGGCGCCAUCGUUGGAGCAUCAAACGGCCGCCAUGCUGAGCAUCCUCGAGCGGUACAAGUGGCAUCAAUUCAGCGUGGUCACCUCGCAGAUAGCGGGCCACGACGAUUUCGUGCAGGCGGUUCGCGAGAGAAUAUCCGAGAUGCAGGACACCUUCAAGUUCACGAUAUUGAACGCGAUCCUGGUCUCGGAUCCGCGCGAUCUCUUGGAAUUGGUGAACAGCGAGUCGAGGGUGAUGCUUCUGUAUUCGACCAGGGAGGAGGCGGUCAGGAUACUGGGCGCUGCCCACGAUUACAAAAUCACGGGGGAGAAUUACGUUUGGGUGGUGACGCAGAGCGUGAUCGAGAAUCUGCAGACGCCCAGCCAAUUUCCAAUCGGGAUGUUGGGUGUACAUUUCGACACGAGCACGGAAAGUCUGGUGAACGAGAUCACGACGGCUGUGAAAGUUUACGCGAACGGAGCCGAGAAUUUCUUGAACGAUCCUGCGAACAAGGAUCACACCCUCAACACCAAGCUGAGCUGCGAGGGAAGGGAAUCCCGGUGGAACACUGGAGAUCUGUUUUUCAAGUACUUGAAGAACGUGUCCGUGGAGGGGGACCAAGGGAAGCCUAACGUGGAAUUCACCCAAGAUGGCGUUCUCAAGUCGGCCGAACUGAAAAUCAUGAAUCUUCGUCCCGGAUUGAGCAAACAACUUGUUUGGGAGGAGAUCGGCGUGUGGAAGUCGUGGGAGAAGGAGGGGUUGGACAUCAAGGACAUCGUCUGGCCGGGGAACACUCACACGCCGCCUCAAGGUGUCCCGGAAAAGUUUUAUCUGAAAAUAACAUUCUUGGAGGAGCCGCCCUACAUCAACCUCGCGCCCCCGGAUCCCGUCAGUGGAAAAUGUCUGAUGGAUCGUGGCGUUCAUUGCCGCGUGGCCAAGGAUUCCGACAUGGUCGAGAUGGACACGCAAUCGGCCCAGAAGAACGAGAGUUUUUUCCAGUGCUGCAGCGGAUUCUGCAUCGACCUGCUGCAGAAGUUCUCGGAGGAGAUCGGGUUCACUUAUGAGCUCGUCAGAGUGGAAGAUGGGAAAUGGGGCACGUUGGAGAAUGGGAAAUGGAACGGUUUGAUAGCCGACCUGGUGAAUCGGAAAACGGACAUGGUGAUGACAUCUCUGAUGAUCAACUCGGAAAGGGAAGCUGUGGUUGAUUUCACGGUGCCGUACAUGGAGACAGGUAUCGCCAUCGUGGUGGCGAAGAGGACUGGUAUAAUAUCUCCCACUGCCUUCCUUGAACCAUUCGACACCGCGUCCUGGAUGUUAGUCGGGAUCGUGGCCAUACACGCGGCCACGAUAAUGAUACUUCUGUUCGAAUGGUUGUCACCAUCCGGUUUCAACAUGAAGGUAAACCCUUCAGACGCUGCGCAGAAACUAUUGAAGAAUCCAUCGCCCAACCAUCGGUUCUCCUUUUGCCGGACGUACUGGCUGGUCUGGGCCGUGUUAUUUCAGGCAGCCGUCCAUAUCGAUUCUCCCAGGGGAUUCACAGCCAGAUUCAUGACGAACGUGUGGGCGCUAUUCGCCGUGGUGUUUCUCGCCAUUUACACUGCCAACCUGGCCGCAUUCAUGAUCACGAGGGAGGAGUUUCACGAAUUCACAGGCGUGGAUGAUCACCGUUUGGCCAAACCUUGGUCCCACAAGCCUAUGUUCAAGUUCGGUACGAUACCUUGGAGCCAUACCGACAGCACCUUGGCCAAAUACUUCAAGGAGAUGCACACGUACAUGAAGGAGUUCAACAAGAGCAGCGUGGCCGAAGGGAUCGAGGCGGUUAUCAGCGGAGAGAUGGACGCGUUCAUCUACGAUGGAACGGUCCUCGACUAUCUGGUGGCGCAGGACGAGGAUUGCCGAUUGCUGACCGUUGGAUCUUGGUACGCCAUGACCGGAUACGGCCUCGCCUUCUCCAGGAAUUCCAAGUACCUGCAGAUGUUCAACAAACGUCUCCUCGACUACAGGGACAACGGGGACUUGGAACGGCUGAGGAGGUAUUGGAUGACGGGGACGUGCAAGCCGGGCAAAGAGGUGCAAAAGAGCAGCGAUCCCUUGGCGCUCGAACAAUUCUUGUCCGCUUUCCUUUUAUUAAUGAUGGGAAUCCUUCUUGCCGCUGCCUUCCUGCUAUUGGAACAUUUGUAUUUCAAAUACGUGAGGCAGCACUUGGCGCGAAGCGACGGCGGCGGUUGUUGCGCGCUUUUCAGCCUGAGCAUGGGAAAGUCGUUGACGUUCCGGGGCGCGGUGUACGAGGCGCAGGAUAUCCUGAGGUACCACAGAUGCAGGGAUCCGAUAUGCGACACGCAUCUGUGGAAGGUGAAGCACGAAUUGGACAUGGCCAGGAUCAGGAUACGACAAUUGGAGAAGGAUCUUGAGGCUCACGGGAUAAAACCUCCCCAGGCCAAGAGGAAAACCGGAAGUCUCGGCUGGUGGCGAGGAUGCUUUCAAAGCCAUUCGGACCGCCAUUCGCAACCGGAAUCAUUGGCGGUGGAGGCUCCGCAUCCGCUACCGCCAUACUUCGAUUCAUUCAUCGACGCCAUCGACGUAGCCAGACCCAGGGACAUGACCAGGAACCACGUGGUCAGCACGGAAUACGCCAGCAAAUUUUUACCCCCCGAGAUCUAUAGGACCCCCGAGGACGGAACGGCCAGGACGGAGAUCGCCGAAAUGGAGACAGUUCUGUGAUCGUAGAGAGCCGGCCACGAUUGCCCAGCCACGUCAGCGCGAUCAUAAGCGUCCCCUGUGGAGCGGAAAAAGUCUCGCCUCCGCUCCCAUUUCUCGACAACGAGUUUUCGCCUCGUGUCGCCUCGUCGUCGUCGUCGUCGUCGUCGUCGUCGAGGCCUCUCCUCCAUCCCUCGAACGCCCGGAAAAACCCUCGAGAACUUCGAGCCAAGGCUCGAAAGGGGAGAGAGAGAGGGAGUGGGAAUCAGUUUAUGAGGGGGGAGAAAAGAGAAAGAAGAAAAUGGUUCGAGUUGCACGAGAAGGAACGUUCAGUGCCUAUGAAGAAUCGAGAAACAUCGAGAUCUACGAUCAUUCUUCUGAAAAUAAGAAAAAAGAAAAAAAAGAAAGAAAGAAGAGAAAAGAAAAAAGAAAAGGAGCGAAAAUUUUCCACGACCAUGUUUUUUCUUCCAAAAAUAAAAACAUGUUUUUCUUCCUCCUUUGUCGCAGCAAGUUGUGCAGUGUUUGCGAUCGUGUUAGGACGCUCGAUUUGGGCGAAAAUCGUUUUAAACAUUUUUUUCUUUUUCUUUUUUCUUUUGUCUCCUUUGAGUGGGAUUUUUUUUCGAGAAAUUCGACGUUUUCAAGGGAGGAAAGAACGAUCCUUUCGGAUCGAAAUACGCGAAAUAUGUGUUUUCGCUGGGGAAAAGUGUCGGUUCAAAAGAUCGUAUUUAAUCAUCAAUUGUAUUAAACUUGUGGAAGAAGGAAAAGUUAAGCGUGUUUGCGAGAUCUUGUUCGCGUUGUUUAAUCGUAUAUCGUUUAAAGAUGUUACACGCUUGUUUGCAUCAUAUUUUCUCGUUCGAUGCAGGUGUCACUUGGUUUGAUGGAAAUUCGCUUAAAUCUGUGAAAAUAUUUCCCUCGUGAUUCAAGUUUUUCGCAAUUUUUCUGCGAGAUUAAUUUCGUACACGAUGUACACAUUGGCAAUCGUUCUGACUGCUUUGAUUUUUCCGACAAAAUCGAAUGACGCCUUCUUUUAUUUUUUUUUUAUUUUUUUUUUUUGAGAAAUUCGCAACGAGAGAGAAAAAAAAAUAAGAGACGAAAAGGCGUUAACUUAUAUUCAGGCAGCAUCAAUGCAAUAGAUAGAUAAUUGAAAAUUCCUAGAUCUUUUGAGAAUCUCGUUAAAAAAAAAAAAGAAAAAAAAAAACUUUGUACGAAACUCCGGGCCCCGAUUUUUCAAAAAAUAGGGAGUCAAAACUUCGAUGAUUCGUUAAAACGAACGUUUAAGGCGAGUAAAAAAAGUAAAUAAAUAAAUAAAUAAACGCUACGAAAGAGAAACGAAAAGAAAGAGAAAGAUAAUAUUGAUAACAGCAAAAAAAAAAAAGAAAAAGAAAAGUAAAAAAUAAAAUAGAAAAUCCAAAUCCGACAUCUUGAUGGGAAAACGUCAAUGUGUAUUAUACGAGAUAUAACUAUGGCAUUCGAGUGUGUCAUGUAUACAUAUACAUAUAUACAUACAUAUAUAUAUAUAUAUAUAUUUAAUACGUAAUGUACACACGGAGCUACUAUUACACGUUAAGUAUGUAUAUUGUGGUAUAAAAAAAAAAAAAAAAAAAAAAGAAAGAACAAUGAAAUAUUCUAAAAAAUGGAAACCUAUUUCAAGGACGUAAUAUGCUCAACAUUUAAAAGAAAAAGAAAAAAAAAAGUACACGUAAUAAAAAUCCACCGAGCGUAAUGAUUAUAAUAAUAAUUAUCGUAUCGAGGAGUGUCAGGGUAUGUCUCGCGCCAAAUUUUUAAUACGAAAUGGGGAAAAAAAGGAAUCGAGGAUCGAUCUGAUCUGCGACUUUAUUUAUGAUUGUGAACAUCUCUUUCGAUUAAAAAUUUUUCUUCUUUCCUUUUUCUUUAUUUUUUUUUUUCUCUCUAAAUAAAAAAGGAAAAAUAUCAAGAGAUCGAUAUAAUUUUCACGACUCUGAAUUAUCGUAACGAACAAAUAGAAUUCGAAGAAUUAAUCUAAUUAAUCGUCGCUAACAGCUUUUAACGCGUUGUUGUAAAUUCGAAAUGAGCAAAUAAAAAUGAAAUUAAAUUAGGAAAAAGAGGGAGGGGGAAAAAAUAUUUUAACAACAAAUAAAAUAACGCAAUGGUGCCUGAAACGAAUGAAUUCCAAGCGUUCGAUCCCUAGGAGAAGGGGAGGGGUAAUAUUUUUUUAAGAACGAUACGGCUACCGUUGGAAAAGUUUCGAUCAUCGAACAUCCUGACACUUCGCAACUUCUACGAAUUGAAAAAAAAAAAGAAAAAAAAGGAAAAAAAAAAGAAAGAAAAAAAAAACGAAAAAAAAAAAUGUAAAAUCUAUCUUCGUAAGGAGUAGUUGAAAAAGAGGCAAAUUCUUUUGAGCCAAACGCCAGAAAAAAAAACCAAAGAUUUUGUGUGUGUGUGUGUGUAGGAAAAAAAAAACGACAGAGAUAGGAUUAAUGUUCUAAAAACUACGUCCGCUGUAAAUAGAACGCAUUGUACCGUACAAGCCACAAAGAAGAUCUUGGAAAUACAAAAAUUCUAUCUUUUCAUUGCGAUCGAAUAAUUCUCGUAUAUAUUCGCAAAAUAUGUAAUAAUUUUUCGAUACAAAAAUAAAUCUUUCAGGAUAUUGUAAUAGCGCUACGCGUGACUCGUCGAUCACGAAACGAAAAAUUGGAGAAUAAAAAUGAAAUUUCGAAUUUUAUUCUUAUAUUCUUAUAUUUAUCAUCGGUUCGAGAUUAAUGCAAAAUAGAAUUCGUUCUUAAUUCUCGACAAUUCUUAACAAUAAUCGUUUCGUUCCAAUCUCGUGAAAGAUAUCCAUCGGAUUAGAAAACCUAUUUUCUAAGGCUUCGCUGUUGUGGCUUAUACCGCACGUCGAGAAAACCCACUUUUAGAGAAGCACUUGUUUCGACUCCUCGUGCGUUCAAGCGAAACGAAACGAACCAUUCGAAACGACGUUUGCUCAGGAAAAUUCCACGAAGAGAAUCUGUAUAUCGUGUAUAUUCAUAAAGUUCAUCGUCAAGAUUUUUAAAGCACUUUCUUAUUCGGCUUUUCGAGAAGUCAACAACAAAGGAAAAAGAAGAAAAAAAAAAAGGAAAAAACUGAAAAAAAAAAAGUAACACGAUUGCUUCGAGGACGAGACACGAGUGCUGGGAUUACCGAAAAUAAGGGAGAGGAAAAAAAAAAUAAGAAAUAAGAAAUCGCAAUUCUAAUACGAUAAUACGUUGCUAGUCGGAGAAAACAAAACUGUUGUUACUGUUGUUGUUAAAGAUAAUGGAAGUGUUACGUUGUUAAGAAAAUGGCGUAGAGGGAAUGGAUAUUAUUAGUUACUUCUUUGAAAUAGUUAUAAAAGGAGGUCCGUUUUCAUCGAUCGGAUCAUCGGAAUUCAAGUGACGCGGCAAUCGAUAAUCAAUCGAUAAUUUCUUGAUAUUCAGUUAUAAAAGAAUUCCUUCCUUUUUAUCCUCCAAGACAAUUUUUCUCAAUGUUAAUAAAAGCAUCCACUUGCUAUUACGGUUGCAUUACAUUGAUUCGGGUAAAAAUAUAUUUCGAAUGAAAAUUAGAAAAUUUGAAAAAAAUUGAUAUUUGAAUAAAUAAGAAUUGCUUGAAUUCGUACACGGUUCGAUCGAUCUGAACGAGUGAAGGGUUAAUUUUGAAGGAGGACGAGAAGGAAAGACAAAGGCGUGUCGAUUGCGCCAUCUAACCGAACGUAUCCUCUAUCUGCUACUUUCAAGCAUAUGAAAGAGAACGCGUAUGCUUUUUACCCAUAUUUCGGUCGACGCGAGAUCUUCUUGAACGCUGUUUCCAUCCGACACAACAAACACUCGACAUUUCUUUCCACCGUGUGCGCACACGCGGUUGAACACCUCCUAUUAUCCGAUCAUCCGCGAGAUUUCGCGCCAAUUUCCGCGGAAACGCGUCGCAAAAGUUCGUUGAUCCGCGCGUUUCUAUCCCGUUUCACCCACUCGAGCGAGGAUAUGAAUUCCGCAAUAUAUUCGAAAUAUUCGCAUCGACACAACGAACAGAUUUAUUCCUCGGUCGAGCCAACAAGUUCCUCCCUUUUCGAAGGGGUUCGAAAACGAUCGGUUCAAACAUCGAUUCGAUUCGAGCCGAAAAAAAGAGUAUUUAAUUAUUUUUUCUUAAAUUUUAUACGAGGUUGAACUCAUUAAUUAUCUCGAAUCUCUUUGUCUAUAGAUAUUUUAAAAGUUUAAGAAGAAAAAUUAAGCCUGGCUACGAAGUGAAUCAGUUUGUCCACGUUGGUAGUGGAAGAAAUACAUUUGCCUCGUUCAAUUUGAUGAGAUUAAUAUUCCAUAAUGCUUCCGUUAUUGAUAAAAUAAUUUGAAACGACAGCGUAUCCCAUAAGAUGAUUGUUAAAAGAGGAAGAGAUCGUAAAAUCCAGUUCCCAUCGGCUACAGUGAAUUCUUAAUUUUAUAAAAACUGUUUGAUAAAUAGCGAAUUGUAAAAGAGAAGCGUUAUCUCUGAUAGAAAUGAAUUUUUCACAGCGAUUCAGUAAUCGUUCAGAACACGAGAAGAGGAGAAACGUUUAUCACCGUCUUGCACAAUUCAACUAACAUUAUUAUUAGCGAAAUUUUACAAGUGUUAUUAUACAUAUAUAUAUACAUUUUUUUUAUUAAUUUCGCCAAAUUUAUAAUAUCGUGAUCGACUAUACAGAGAUGAACCUCACAUAAACACAAAAAAAAUGUUUUGUGAACAACAAUCUAUAAGAGCAUCUUGUCGUUUCUCGAUAAUACUUUUAGUUAUUGUGCAAGAGGAUCCCUGAUAGUAAGAGAUACCUUAAGUAAACAAGUGUAAACAAUCGUGCGCACACACGAAAUAGCGGCCUUAAUAAUAAUGAUUUUUCAGCGUCGUACUCGUGAUCUCCGAAGACUCUCGUACCCGUAAUUGUAGAUUAGAUUCGUCCUUACACGAAUGAUCGGCUUCCUUUCGCUACUUCUCAUCCGAGAUUCGUGUAUGUAACUUCGCACUACACAUCCCCCCACCCCACCCACCCAAGGACUCUUCCGAUCGACGGAUCCAUUCCAACUCUCAGAAACGAUUGUUUGUCGAUGAAAAUGUCACGUGCCAAAUAAUUUGUACGAAAUGAAUAAAACGGGAGAAGAAGAAGAAGAGGAAAAAAAUUAGCAAAUUCGACUGAGUACAAGCAUAUCAGUAAAAAAUUAUCCAACGAUUGUUUUUUUCUUUCUCACAACAACGUCAUUCUUUGUGAUAUAUUAUAAUCACAUAUGUGUAUGGAUUAAGUAGUUGCACAUUUUUUUUCUUUUUCCUUUUUUUUAUUUCGGCACAAGAAAUUGCAGAAUUUCGUUCUUUGAUCGAUUCAUUCCAUUGGCAAAUACAACGAAAUUUAUCGUUCCUCGUUAAAUUGUGCUCAUUUAAAUAGGAUGAACGAUUCUAAGGAUUAAUCAUCGAAUUAAAUUUAAUCCUUUACGAACGUAACUUUUCUUGUUUACGAGAAAAGAAAAAUUGAACGAUUGAAACAAAGUUAUUUAAAAAUAUAGAGAAUUAAUUAAUAAGUUUCUCGUUCUCGUUACGCGAUUAAGACACUUUUCUAUAGCGAAUUCAAAUAGAAUGUACAAAUGAAAAAAACACUAAAAUCAAAUCGUUUCAAAUAGUUCACUUUUCGCGUUCAUCAUAGUUUAAAUCAUCGAUUUAUCAAUCGUGAUCAUCGAAUCCCCAAAGACGAAGCAAACAAAUGUAGCAAUAUUAGUAACGGAUUAAACCAUAAAUAAAACGCGAUAGAUCAGAAGAGUCCAGAUCUUCAUCCACGAAACACCAAGUCUAAAAUCGAAUCCCUCACUGGAUCCUUUAGAUAGUUUAGUAAAAAUAAAAAAGGGAAACAGUCAACAGAUCGUGGCCGUGCAUCGGCCAUUUUGGUGCCAAGUGAAUGAAAUAAAAAAAAAAAGAAAAAAAGGAAGUAAAAAAAAAAAAAGGGAAAAAAAUUAAAAGAAAAGGAAAACGAAACGGGUUAAAAGAUCAUUAUAACAUCACGAUUAUUAAGAUAUGAUAAUACGAACGCGUAUAAGCGAACCGGUAUAAACGAUUAUACCAAUUUACAUGUAUAUUCGUGCGUGUCUAUGUACAUACAUAACGGAAGAAACGAUUGAAGGAUAAGUGAAAUAAAUAAAAGAGGAAAAAAAAAAGAAAAGAUAAGAUAGCGAUCUCUCUCUCAAGUGUCCUCGUUCGUGCUUUUUCAUCUUUGUCAUCGAGGAUAUUAGCGACACAAGAGAGGGAAAAAAAAAGAAACCUUAGGAUUAGCGUAGACCAGCAAAGAAAUAUGUUUAGCGACGAAAAACCUCGCCAAAGAUGAAGAUCUUUUUUCGAAGGCCUCGAGAAAAAAAUGUGAGGCGUCGUAUUUGUGUCGGCGUAAAUUUUUAAUGGGGGAAAAAAUAACAAGAUUAUAUUAAUGAUAAAAUAAAAUUACCAAAAAAAGAAGAAGAAGAGGAAGAGGAAGAAGAUUGAAAAAAAAAUAAUAACAUUGAAUAAGCAGUAAAAGGAAUAAACGAGGUUCGCGAGUUCCACGACAGAUCAAGGAAAAAUGUAAGAUGAGACCGAGUGGCUUAUGUUGAUGAAAAGACAAAGCCAUAUUGGAGGGAAAUUUCGCAUGUAAACACAUUUCUACGUUACAAAAGAUGAUAUAACGUCGACCAAUCGUCUCGCGGAACGUGCGAACCGAUGGCUUUUAAGGAACAUAUGUGGCACGUGAUUGUAUGUUGUUUCAAAUAAAACAUUGUUGUUUUGUAUACUACACACA